Molecule: messenger RNA, 1827 nt
Organism: Geodia barretti
Lineage: Eukaryota; Metazoa; Porifera; Demospongiae; Tetractinellida; Geodiidae
Source: the annotation of a GenBank genome assembly
AUGACCGACACGGACAACACCGGCGGCGGUUUCCACGUGCUGAUGCGCAUCAUCCGCAUGGCACUGGAAUACCGGUGGCUCAUCGCCAUCGGCUUCGUGUUCAUCGUCGGCGCUUCGAUCUUCCAGCUCUUCAUCCCAUUGCUCAUUGGCAACGGGGUUGAAACCGUUGAACAGAUUUUCACCUCUGAAAAUCCUGACACCGACGCACUUCGGUGGACAUUGGUGACUAUCGCCGGAAUGCUUCUCGGUUCUGCUUUGCUCCGUGGUGUCUUCACCUACGGGCACAUGUACAUCAGCGAAAACUUGGCGCAACGCCUCGGUUACCGGCUCCGGAUGCUCUACUACGAGAAGUUGCAGCGUCUGAGUUUCGCGUAUCACGACCGCGUCCACACCGGCGACCUGCUGACACGAGGUUUGCUCGACAUUGAGGGCGUGCGUGCAUUCGCAAGCCGCGGAAUGCUCCGGGUUGUCUAUCUCGCAAUCUUCGUCGGAACCGGCACCGUUUUGAUGAUGCGCGAGGACUGGCAGCUAGCGUUGAUCAGUCUCAGUUUCGUACCGAUCGCAGCAUGGAGGUCCAUUGUCGCGAGACUGCAAACUUCUCGAGGUUGGAGACGGUACCAAGAAGAAAUGGGACAGCUAACCAAGAUCAUGGACGAAAAUUUGAAAGGUAUUCGAGUCGUCCGAUCCUUCUCGGCUGAGCCAUACGAGCUUGUCAAAUACGACAUAUCCUCCAACGAGGCAUUCAAUCGUGCCUACCAAUUGGUCACAGUUCGAGCCACCAAUCUGACAUUCAUAACCUUAGCUUUCUUUGGUGCAAUGUCUUUGGUCCUGCUGGUCGGUGGACUUAAGGUCCUUGACGAAGCCAAUCCAUUCUCCCUCGGCCAACUCGCACAGUUCCUAGCCUUCAUGAGCAUCAUGCAAAACCCCGUUCGACAGCUUGGCAUGGUCGUCGCAGGAUGGGCGCGCGGUGCAACCUCCGGUAAAAGACUCUUCGAAGUCCUCGAUCAAGUCCCUGAAAUCGACGACAAACCGGGUUCAAAAGAUCUUGUCAUCACCGGGGGCGUACUUCGUUUCGAGCACAUCGACUUCGCCUAUAUGGACCAGUUCGGUGAUGAGCAAGUCCUCACUGACGUCACGUUCGAAGCCCGUCCGGGCCACACCAUCGGCAUCGUCGGUCCACCGGGUUCCGGCAAGUCCACUCUCGCACAUCUCAUUCCGCGUUUCUACGACCCGAUCGCCGGACGCAUACUUAUCGAUGACCAAGACAUCUCAGAAGUCACCCUCGCCUCGCUCCGAAGCGCCGUCGGUGUAGUUGAACAAGACACGUUCCUGUUCACCACGACCAUCGACAACAACGUCGCCUACGGAGAUCCUUGGGCUGAGCACCGAAGCAUUGAGAGUGCGACCUCGAAUGCCCAGAUGGGCGAAUACGUCGAAAGACUUCCCAGCGGGUAUGGGACGUUGGUCGGCGAACGCGGCGUCUCACUAUCUGGCGGCCAACGCCAACGCCUCUCGAUCGCUCGUAGCAUAAUGCUCCAUCCCCAGAUCAUCGUCUUCGAUGACUCGACCGCCGCGAUUGACGCCGCAACCGAACAACGUAUCCGAGCCGCACUUCAAGAAGUCACCGCUGACCGCGCAACCAUCAUCAUUUCGCACCGCCUCAGCUCUCUCAUGCACGCCAACGAAAUCCUCUUUUUGGAGGGCGGCAAGAUCGUCGAACGCGGCUCUCACGCCGAACUCCUUGAGCAAGGCGGCAAGUAUCGUGAUCUUUACGAACUGCAAAUUAGGCCUGAAGACGACAACUUCCAAACCAAGGGCGAGGUUUAG